This is a messenger RNA of Anthonomus grandis grandis, 1214 nucleotides long. Its product is annotated as procathepsin L-like. Gene Ontology annotation, cellular component: lysosome. Gene Ontology annotation, molecular function: cysteine-type endopeptidase activity. The transcript is spliced from 3 exons. The coding region runs from base 131 to 1138 and encodes 335 amino acids. Lineage: Eukaryota; Metazoa; Arthropoda; Insecta; Coleoptera; Curculionidae. The record is from RefSeq and is a predicted model, not a curated record. Gene Ontology annotation, biological process: immune response.
UAUAAAGUUUUACUGGUAUUAGAUUCCAUUUUAAAGAUAACGCUUACGUUCUAAAUUUUUAUAAAAUUUAAAAUAUAUAAACGAAUAGAACUUUUUUUUAAUAGUAGUUUCAUUUGUGCAAAACUUCAUAAUGAUUUUUCCUAUUUUAGCAGUUUGCCAUUUAAUUCAUUUAUCUAAGUCGCACAUUUUAACCGUUACUAAUUAUAAUGUUUCUUGGAAGACUUUUAAGGAAACUCACAAUAAAAUCUACGAAACAGCUAAAGAAGAACAACUUAGAAAAUCAGUAUUCCUUUACAACAAAGAAAAAAUCAACCAGCAUAAUCUAGAAUAUGAAAUAGGCUUGCACACAUACACCAUGGGUGUAAAUCAGUUCACUGAUCUAACUGAAGAAGAGUUUUUUGACUUUUAUACAAUGAAAGCAUCUCAAGAUCAACAUUAUACAUUUACCCAAGAAUCAGAUUUAUUUAGUUCAAUCUAUAAAUACAUAAAUAUUAGUCAGUUGCCUAAGGAUGUUGAUUGGAGAAAAUAUAAUGUUGUAUCAAGAGUUAAAAAUCAAGGCCAUUGUGGAGCAUGCUGGGCUUUCGCAACUACAGGAGCUUUGGAGGCACAGUGGGCCAGAAGAACCAAAAAACUUGUCUCACUUAGUGAACAAAAUCUCGUAGACUGCUCGUGGUUCUAUGGAAAUCAUGGAUGCAGUGGUGGCUGGAUGGAAAAUGCCAUAGAUUAUAUAAUAAACAAUCAUGGUAUAGACACAGAACAAUCCUACCCUUAUUUAGCUAGAAACUUUUUUUGUCACUAUAACCCAAGAGCAAAAGGAGCUACGGCAUCGCAAGUGGUUUUAACGAAAAACGAGUUAGAGCUACAAGCUGCUGUAGCUACAGUAGGACCAGUGGCAGUCGCUAUUGAAGUAUCUUCAAAUUUUUAUAAAUAUUCUCGAGGAGUCUAUGAUGAUGAUGCAUGCGGACAAAAUGCUAAUCACGCUCUGUUAGUUGUAGGGUAUGGAGUUGAAGAAGGAAAACCUUACUGGCUAGUGAAAAAUUCUUGGGGACCAAGUUGGGGUGAAGAAGGUUAUAUAAAAAUGGUGAGAAAUAGGAACUUGUGUGGUAUCGCAGAUCAUGGAACUUACCCAGUGGUCUAGUUUCAUAAGAUUUAAAAAGCAUUUUUAUUAUAAGGCUUGUAAUUAAUAAAUACUUGUGUGGCAAAAUGUUACAUUA